Messenger RNA from Protopolystoma xenopodis, 216 nucleotides. The record is from the annotation of a GenBank genome assembly. NCBI's taxonomy places the organism in Eukaryota, Metazoa, Platyhelminthes, Monogenea, Polystomatidea, Polystomatidae.
AUGCAUCCUGGUCAUACUCUAGAACCCCGACUCCUAGCCAUAGGGGACAGCUCAUAUGAUGCCGAUAGCACACAAUCUUGCGAUUCAGAUGUCGACGAAGAGGACUCGGUUGCUGCAAAUUGUUCCCUUACUGUUGUUCCUUCUGGCAUUGAUAGCAAUAUCUCCAGUGGCUAUGUUGGCUAUGCCGUGGUCCUUUAUGAUUAUGAAGGUGAUUAA